This is a messenger RNA of Aptenodytes forsteri (emperor penguin), 3231 nucleotides long. RefSeq names its product NADH:ubiquinone oxidoreductase complex assembly factor 5 (gene NDUFAF5). Lineage: Eukaryota; Metazoa; Chordata; Aves; Sphenisciformes; Spheniscidae. Gene Ontology annotation, molecular function: S-adenosylmethionine-dependent methyltransferase activity. The record is from RefSeq and is a predicted model, not a curated record. Gene Ontology annotation, cellular component: mitochondrion. The transcript has 11 exons. The coding region runs from base 1 to 990 and encodes 329 amino acids. Gene Ontology annotation, biological process: mitochondrial respiratory chain complex I assembly.
AUGAUCCCCUAUCAGUCCCGAACGCGACCUCGAACAGUUCUACUGUCAGCCAGAGCUCAGACUCGUACUUCCCACAGGGCUGAGGUAUUCCGCGUUUUAAAGCGCCAGCUGGGAACGAAGUCAACAAGAGCACGAGUGCUUUGGCGAGCUCAGGCCGGUGCCACCGGCAGCUCCGGCGCAGUCGGCGGCAGGAUAGCGGACAGGGUGUUUGAUAUCACCAGAACAUUUCCUCUUGCUUUGGAUGUUGGCUCUGGAAGAGGUUACAUAGCUCAACAUUUAACCAAGGAAACCAUUGAAAAACUUAUUCAAGUUGAUAUUUCAGAGAAUGCUUUAAAAAAUGCUGUACACUCUGAAAUCCCUACGGUCAGUGUUGUAGCUGAUGAGGAAUUCCUUCCUUUCAAAGAAGAUAUAUUUGAUCUUGUUAUUAGCAGCUUAAGUUUACAUUGGGUGAAUGACCUUCCUAGAGCUUUUAGAGAGAUUCACCAAGUUCUUAAGCCAGAUGGAGUAUUCAUUGGUGCAAUGUUUGGGGGAGACACUCUGUAUGAGCUUCGCUGCUCUUUGCAGCUAGCAGAAUUGGAGAGGGAAGGGGGAUUUUCUCCUCAUGUAUCACCGUUCACUGCUGUCUCUGAUUUGGGACAUCUGCUGUCGAGAGCUGGCUUUAACACCCUGACUGUGGAUACUGACGAAAUUCAAGUCAACUACCCAGGGUUGUUUGAGGUUAUGGAAGACUUGCAAGGUAUGGGCGAGAGUAAUUGCUCUUGGAAUAGAAAACCUCUGCUACACAGGGAGACAAUGUUGGCAGCUGCUGCAAUAUACCGAGAAAUGUAUGGAAAUAGCGAUGGCUCAGUACCUGCCACGUUUCAGAUCUACUACAUGAUUGGCUGGAAAUUCCAUGAAUCACAGGCAAGACCAGCCCAGAGAGGUUCUGCAACAGUUUCAUUUGGAGAUCUGGCAAAAAUAGAUGGACUUCUUUCAAGGGGAAAAAAAUAGUUCUUCAUCAGAAAUAAUAGUUGUUGUGGAGCUUCUAUAAAAGUUCUCAUUGCAGAUAAUCUUCAUUUGUUCUUAUUUUAUGACGACAUUUUGAAAUUAUGAUAAUCUGCACAUAGAGGGUUUUUUUGGGUUUUUACUGCCUAUGCUACAGCAUCAGCUAUGUAAAAUGGCGUUCAUUUUUUGUUUCUAGAGAAAUAUUUGAGCGGUAUUGUAAGUGAAUACAUGCUCUCCCAACUUUUGAUUAAAUUACUAUUCUCAAAUGUAAUGCCUUUUCCAGCAUUUCAGUAUCACAGAGUGCUCCAGGUAUGAUUUGCAAGUCUUGAGUGUAUCACGCUCCAUUAUUUUUUAAUUUUUUCCUAAAGGAUGGUAGAUCAUAAUAAAGAAUAGUACUUGGUGGCAAGUGUAUUUAUAAGACAUCCUAUAAGAGAAAAUAUCAGCAAAUACACAGGUCUAAGUUAUUGUUUUUUGUGGGUUGGAAAUUAUGGGUAAAAAGUUACUGUCGGUUACUGUUUGAAAUGUGAAUGUUUGACUUACGUAUAAGGAAUUGGUUAAGUAAGUUCUGUAUUAUAAAAAAUAUCUCAGGUUACUACCCUUCACCUACAACCCUAAAAUUCAAUUACUUUUUCUUCCAUCCCCAAAUCUAGAAAUGUUUCUGAACAUGAAUAGUAGAACUCAGCCAUAAAGAAAGCGGGAUGCUUCAUUGUAGCUCUAACAGAAUGCAUGUAUCAUGAUUUGACUUAAUUUACUGAAAGGAAUAGCAAGCAGAAGAGUCACCUAGCACUCAGAUGGACGUGUACGUUUCAAAUUAGUUAACUGGCUUAGAAUUGGCAUUCUCUGGAGUUGGUACUCUUUUGGAGUUCCAUGGCAUUUUUUUUACCCGUUCUUUUAUCUCAUAGCAUUUGAAAAAUUAAAGGUGAUACUUUAUCUAAAUAUUAGUUAAAAAUACAUUUACACGUUACUUUCUGCUUUUCUACUAUCAGAGGCUGAAAAGCAUGAAGUAUACUUUUUUCUCCUUAGCUGUGACAUGGAGCUAUGACUUUUCCUGUAUAUAACUGCAUUACCAGAAAUCGAUACUGGUUACAAAUAUGGCCCUUUAACCUGAGGUGUUUAGAAAAAAUACCUACCCAGGGAUUUCACUUGAUUGUAGUACUGAUAGAGAACAGUAGAAACGAAAAGCAUGAAGAAUGUAUAAUCAGGUGUACAGUUUUAUCAUUGUAUCUGGGUGUUGUAUCAAUACUGGUGAAAUGAAAGCUUCUCUAGGCUUGUUUUAAGAAGAUUAUCCAGCAGGUGGAGUUUGACAGAAUGUGGCACAGACCGAAUAGGCACGGUAGGCAGAAGCCUUCAUAUUCUGUCAAGGAUUAUUGAAUUCUGAUUGAAAGACUAAUACAGAUACUAGAGUUACCUCCUACUGCUUAACCAAUGUUCAGUUUUCAAAAUAACAGAAAUGCUGUUUAAAAAGAAACUGUUCAUGCAGUAUUCAGCUGGCUAGAUCAAUUUAAGGGCCUAAUUUGGGGGUUUAUUUUACCUACCAGGCUUUGACUUUGAAUAAGAAAUGGGCAAAGAAGGUACAACACAUCACGAUAAGGAGGGUAGGAAUAUUCCGUCCUGCUUUUGCUUACAAGCCUAAUCCAUAAUCAUUCAAGGGGAAUGAGUUCAUCUUUCAUUUUCCUUGGAAAAGAACAGUAACCCUCCUGGAAAAAGGGGGAGAGGCUCUAAGUGGUCUGAUAACCUUUAUAGCCCUUUAUCUUAAGACUAAAUCUAAAAAGAGCUUGUUUCUCUGAAAGCCUCCAUUUUUUUUUUUUAUAGUACAUCAGUGGACUUAAUACAAGAUACUGCAUCUCUCUACAGAUCUUCUCUGGCUUAAAUAAAAUUCACUUAUUUCAAGGGGAAACUCUCCAGUUUCCCAGAGGUAGGUUUCUAUGAAGUUACGUGUCAAAUGACUAACUUUAUCCAUUUUUGCCUUAGUAGGUUAAUUUCUAGUCACUUGAGCUGGCAGUUGUGACUCAGAUGUGUUAAGGGAGUGAGGAGGUGGAAUGUGCUGGGUAAAUGUUAAUUGGAGAAGUGCUUGUUUGCAGCGCUCGGCUAAGUUACAGAGAAAGGGAAGGGUUUCCAGUUCUUUGAUUCCAUAUUCCACGGAUGGAAUAUGUAAACGGCAAAGGAGGUAAGAAUGUGGUUUGGUAAUGGGGUAAUGUACCUUCUGAACAGAGAGAAAUACAAGAGUAGCUUUUUCCUAGCACUUGG